Nymphalis io (European peacock) is the source of this 901-nucleotide messenger RNA. RefSeq names its product pancreatic triacylglycerol lipase-like. The transcript is spliced from 6 exons. Bases 1 to 894 code for a protein of 297 amino acids. The record is from RefSeq and is a predicted model, not a curated record. Gene Ontology annotation, molecular function: lipase activity. Lineage: Eukaryota; Metazoa; Arthropoda; Insecta; Lepidoptera; Nymphalidae.
AUGUCCGUUAUCAAGUGCAUUGUAGUGCUAUGUGUUGCUAUUGCAGCAACAAAUGGCUUCGCCCUCGGCCCCACGCAGAUCGUCUUCCAUUUAUACACGAGGUCGAACCCUGAACUGAGUCAGCCUCUGUUGCCUUCUGAGGCAUCCAUCAUGAAUUCUUCAUUUCAACGCUCGAAGCGCACCAUCAUCACAAUUCACAAUCAUAGACAAUCCGUUGGUGGAAACUUUAACGCUUUUGUAAUUCCGGCUCACCUUGGUGCUGAGGACGUAAAUGUGAUCGCCGUUGACUGGAGCCCCGGAGCGUCCUCGUACACCUUUGCACUCAGCAAUGUCCCACAGGUUGGAAAUGUCAUCGCCCAAUUUGUAAACAUUCUCACAAACUUCGGAUACAGCACUGAAAACAUUCGUAUAGUUGGUGUCGGUCUAGGAGCUCAUGCUGCUGGUAUUGCAGCUAGAAGAAUCCAAGGAACCAUCCCUCAUGUUGUCGCUCUUGACCCCUCUUUAAUCGGCUGGACUCAUCAUCCUGAUAUCCUGAAUAAGAAUGACGCUAAUAUUGUUGAAGUAAUCCACACAACAUCUGGUGUUUAUGGCUACGAUAAGCCACUCGGUGAUAUUGAUUUCUAUCCUAACGGGGGUACCGUCCAAACUGGUUGUGGAACUGAUACUACAUGUUCCCACACCUACGCAUACGUUUUUUAUGCUGAAUCGAUAACUGCUGAAGCUGCUAAUGGGAACAAGUUCGUCGGAACUGCUUGCGAAUCAUUGGAAGAAGCCUCGACAUUACGUUGCACUGGCGAAAAGAAUGCUAUAUUCGGUGGAACCAAUACUAAGACUAGUGGUAGCGGCAUUUAUUUGUUCCUGACCAACAUUCAGCCACCCUUCGCUAGGGGUUGAAGUGGAG